AUCCUGCGCGCGCCGCUCUCGUCGCCCUGCUGGCGUGCGGAGAAAACGGCACGCGCCCGUCGCGCAGAAGACAAGGUAGGGCCACGCGCAGGAAACAUCAGCCUGUAACAUGUAAAUCUGUCACUGCUGUUUUCCGUAAUAAAACCACAGACCUGUGUGAUGCACGUCGUAUGUUUUGCUAUUUGUUCGCAUUGCAUCGUGUAACCUUGCUUCAUGCUUCACUGGACAUCGAGCUGCCUCCUCGGAAGAUGGCUUCAUCCAAGCUUCAGCCUGCAUUGUGUGAACGGAUCGGACUUUAUAUAAACCUGGAUAUCCAUUUCGUUGAGCAGUUAGGCUGUUUGUAAAGCUUUGUUUUCCUCGUUUGGGUGUCAGUGCAGCCUGCACUAAUGGAGAACCCGCGGCCACAGGUGGUGAUGGACAGGAGUGCACUGGCGAGGCAGGUGGAGAGUGUGGAGAGAAGCAUCAUAUUCCUGCGGCAGGAGCAGCUGACACUGCUGCACGGCUUACACCUGGAGAUCCUGUCCCUGCAGAAACGCUGCACAGAACUGACCCAUGAGCUGAAUUUAAAGCCUCCUGGCAAAAGUGAAGCAGAGGUACAUGAGGAAGAGCAGCUGCUAGAGGCGCGCCGUCAGGCCGUGGAGAGCAGACUACAAGAGCAGGAGCACUCUCAGGAGGAACUACGUGAGGAGCUGAGCCACAAGGGGGUGCUGGUGGGAGCUCUGAGGGCAAGCCUGAAGGAGAAAGAGCGCCGCUUCCUGGAGGAGCUCAAGCAGCGCAGCCACAGGAGCACUGCGCUGAACGCCGAGCUACAGAAGCAGACCAAGACUGCCGCCUACCUGUCGUUCCAGCUGCACGCUGCCAGGCAAAAGCUGCAGCAGCAACAACAGCAGCAGCAUCGCAGGAGACAGGAAGUGGUUGGAGCAGAGAAUCCAUCCUCCCUCAGCCUGUCUCAGCAUGAUAACUUCACCGCACCUACGGUCAAGCCGAAAAGGCGCAGCGGCAUCAAGGCGUGCUCACACCUCCGUGCCGAGCGGGCCAGGGAGUGUGUUCCUCGCGAGAGGGUGAUGGGUCCCGAGGAGCCCAUGGCCAUGCCUGACCCUGCACUCUUCCUCCACCCGCGCAGACCAGCAGCGGCUCGACCAGUUCAGCAUCACACACAAACACUGCGGGGGGCGGAGGGUGGAGAGGAGCCAGAUGAAACAGAUCAGGGAGACUCGGCCAGCAGGCUGCUUGCCACGGUCCCCGUAAAAACAGCAGCUACUGCUGAGAGCAAAGCAAAGUGACAGUGCUGUCCUGCAAAAACGGCCUGCUUCUUUCAAUGCUGUUUACCUCUUUUCACUGACUGCACUGGCACUGGUGGACAUGUUUUUACUAUAGUUGCUUUAUAAUUAGAUUUUUUUCUUAGCUGGUAAUUCAGUGAAAGACAAUAAUGGCCAGUGGACUGGCCGUAGCACACAGCACCGCUGUGUGGUUUUGCCUUGUCUUAGGAAGGACAGCCAUAGGGCAGCUCGUAGUUGUCCACGUGGUGGGGUGCCUCUGUGUCUUGGCUAUUUGGUACUAACAUACCCUUGCUCUUGAGUACAGCAAAUUGUCAGGUUUUGUUGUAUUUAGGCAAGUUUUGUUGCUAUACAGUAUGAUCUUGGUAAUUCUGCAUCAUAUUUCCACACUUUUUCAAGCAAGUGCACUGCAGCGAGUGCACAUAUGAAAACACCUGCUUUUUCCAAGAUCAUAUUUUGGUCUUUCGCCAAUAAAAAAGAACCAGCUGUUUUAUCAGUACAGCUGUGUAUAAUAGUAGAGAUUUGGGAGCUGUUUGCUGUAGAUCAAGGCUCAGGGGUUAGUUAGUGUAGAGAGUUUGAGGGUCUGUGUGGUUGUAGGUAGUAUAAGCUUUAGGAGAAUCAAGUAAGGAAUCGUAUUUUAAUCGUGGACAUUACUGUUUUUAGAAUGUUUCACAUUUGGUCACAGGUGGUCUCUGUUUGAUGUCUCAGCAGUUUUGUGCAUCCAUUAGUGACAGACAAACUCAGACCCAUCUUAAAUGACCCACAAACAAACCAUUUUCAGAUCAAACUUUUGUUGUAGUCAGUUAAUUUAUGCAUCGUAAAAAAAAAACAAAGUGAUCCUGGUGUGCUUCACAUUUUGCAUUAUGGUUUAGAACCUAAAAGCUUGCCAUAUAUAUGUACAGACGGGUGACAAAUUAAAGGAAAAACUAACAUCAGGUGUCUUGGUUAUGUGUUGGGCCACCAUGAACCAGAACAGCUUCAGUGAGCCUUGUCAUAGAUUUUACAAUCUCUGGAACUGUACUGGAGGGAUGAACACCGUUCUUCCAAAAGAUAUUCACUCAGUUGGUGUUUUGCUGAUGAUGGUGGUGAAGAGCGCAGUCGAACACGUUGGUCCAAACUCUCCAGAAUGUUCAGUUGGGUUGAGGUCUGGUCACUGUGUGGGCCAUCAUUCAGGAUUUGCAAAAUUUUCAUGCUCAUUGAACCAUUCACUGAGCCCUCGUGCCCUGUGAAUAGAGACAGGGUCUUAUCAUAAGAGACCACUCUCAUCAAGAUAGAAGUGUUUCUUAAUAGGAUCACGCUGAUGUGUCAGAAUAACUUUGUAUUGAUUUGCAUUGAAUUCUGGGUACGGGGAUAAAUAGACCCAUACACCUGCCAGCAAAAUGACACCCACAGCAUAACAGGCACCGGUUUUUCCUUUAAUUUGUCAGGUGUCUAUAGCUGGUACAACAUUUAGGUAAAAGAAACUAAACAAACUAGAAAAAUGUUUGCCAGUGGAUUGUGUGGUCUUUGGAAGAGACCACAGCACUGGUCAAAAUGUUGAAGGAGCAUGGUCACCCUCAACUAAAAUAUAAAGUUAUAUAAGACAAAUAUUUGCAGAACAAAGAAAAAUAAAGGUGCUGUGCUGCAGUAUCUAAUCAAAAUAAAUUUAAAAAAGUGUAUAAGUAUGCAUGAAAAUGAGGGUGAGCAGGGAGUUGAAAUCAGAGAUAUGUGUCCCUUUAACAGUGAAACUGACAAAAAUUUGUUGUGAAAAAGUGCCAAUUUGCGGUAGUGGUUUGAGAUCUUAAUAAUACUAUUGAUGACCUGAAAGAGAAUGUAGCCUCUUUUAAAUUCCACUUAUACUCGUAACACAAAAAAGCAGCAAGUCAUUUGCAGCCUUUCAGGUUCACUUUUCACAGUUUAACACAACUGAGUUUCAUUCAAAUUUAAAAGCUUUAUGUAAAAAAAACUCUCAUUCACAAAUGGCACCUUCUAUUCAGUUCCUUCUCUUAAAAGUAAAGCUUACUUGGUGCAGAAUAUUGUAUGUCAUUUAUGAGAAAAUCAUUUUUCAGGCAAUGCUCAUUUCUCAACCACUGGAUGGCUCUAGUGUGUGUCGUAUGCUACAGUGUGGUGUGAGAUCAAAUGGGAUUUAACACACUUUCUCUGCAAGCCUAGCAAUAUUUAAGAAUGGCUUAUGAGACAGCUUUGAAGCUUAGAUGUUGACAGUGUGUGAAAGUCAGCUUUCCUGAGACAGAUUAAAGCUAGUCCUGUGGAGAAUCUUGCAAAUACACACUACAGAGACUACACAUAAUGUGUCUGUGGUAAUCUGUUGUCACAGAGUGGACUUUCAGAGUACAUAACAUUUUCUUGCAUUCAACUAAAAGAUCACUAAAUAUUAAUCCAGUGCUUGUUGUUUUAGGGCAGGGGUGUCAGCUCUAAUCCGGCCCAGAAAAUGAAUUUAGAAUCAGUAUUAUUGUCUUGUACACUGGAAAUUAAAUUAAAAAAAAAAAAAAUCAAGUCUCUGUUAUUUCACUAAGGGGCAAAAAUUGUGCAAUACACUCAGGGCCAUGAACUCAGCUACUGACAAAAUGUGCUAAUGAUGUAAUUCUUCAUUAGCAAGCUAAAAAAAUGUUUUACAUUGUGAUCAUGUCUCUUUCCAAAAGAAAUAAAUUAGAGGUUUCACAGCAAUGGGAGUGAAUACUUGUGCAAUCACAACUUUCUUCUUUUAAAUUAUUUUGCAAACUAUAUAGACUCCCCCUUCCCACUUCAAUAAUGUACGCUUCAGAUAAAUGCUGAUUUAGGACCUUUGGUUUGGAUUUUAUAAGUGUGCAUGUGCUGAAUGUCUGUUUAUCAAAUUAUGUGCAAAAGUCUUAGGCAACCUGAAUUUUUGAUAUCUUCUGCACUUUUUUUUUUUUAUUUUAUGUCUUCUCGAUUAAUCUCAGUAUAAAAGAGCAGAUUUUAGGUUUGCAGGUAUUCCACUUCUAAAAAAUUGAACAUUGCAUAAAAUUUUUAUGUCCAUAAUGAAAGUAAUAGAUCACUUUUUAGAUAAAAACAUCACUGAGCCUGUCUGAGGUUUUUAGCCAGAGCACAAAGUGUGAGCUGAAGUCCCCAGAAGGAUUAUGGCAUGUUCUCCCAGGCGCAUGGAACAUCCUGCAGCUGAUUUCCUUAUAAAACUGCACAACAGUACACAUGAGAGUUGAUUCAAAUUUAAAGUCAAACUGUGUUCACACCAAAUGUUGCUUUGAAUUUGUGUUUUAGUGUUUACUGCUCUUUAUAGUAUUUCGAAAUGUUCUUAUUAUUUUUGAAAGCAUCUUCACUUUACAUGUUUAAUUUCUUUACACGUCCUUAAAGUACUAUCCAGAGGGGUUAAGACAUAUUUCCGGACAUAUGUGUGUUACAUAAUGUUGUUGGAGCAUAUCUGUAGAAAUGACAUGCACCUCAUAUUAUUGCAAACGGAUUGUUCUGAUCUUUAUAACUGCGUGUUUUGGGGUUUGUGGCUGCGCUUGAUCAGUAGUAGGUCACAUGACCAUAAUGUGUUUGUAGGCAGUAUCUGUGCUAGGAACAUAACUUAUGUAAAACCCCUGGAAGUGUCACUUCUCUAACAAGUGCUUUUAAAUGUCAUCUAUACAUUUAUUGUGUUGCGCUUUAAACUCGGGCAAUGCUUUGUUUUUGGUUUGGUUUUUGUGGAUGACGAUAGAAAACAGCGCUUACUAUAGUGUCUCCAUAUUAAAACAAAAAGUGGAAAACCUCUAGUCCAAAAUGAUGCAAGGGAUUCUUUACCAACAUGUCAAUUUGGAUAGUGUUUAUUUUACCUGGGGUUAUUUUAAGAUGUCCUUUUAUAGCAUAAUCUUUCCAGGCAUGGGAAAAUUACUGACAUGUUCGCUUCGGACAGGACUAAAACCCCAGAAAUACACCAGUCAUUAUUACAUGUAAAACCAGUCCGAAGGCUUUUGCACAGCGCUGUAUGUAACCAUAAUGCUGACUGUUAGGAUUGUAGUUGUAAGAUUUACUUCAAUGACAUUUUGUAUACUGCAUACCACAAUACAUUUUGUUUUAUACAUUUAUUGCUUAAUCACUGUUAUUACUGUGAUUAGACUUCCAGGGUUGGUAGUGAAAGGUCAUUCAGUACAUACAGUAUAUAAUCAGCUGUUUAACAUACACCACUUUACCCAUUUAAACAAUUUUCUAAAUGCUUUACUUUGUAUUUAACCGAUAUUGAUAGUUUAGGGGUUUCAUCACCUCUAAGAGGUUAACAUUUUAGACUGAGAAACUGUCUUCCCUACUCAGAGUGAUAAAACUAUUUGACUGUUACACAAUAUGUAGAGGUUUUGUUAUUAUGCAGUGGCAGCUUAGUGCUGAAUUUACAACCAAAUUUUGUUCGCUUCAAACCAGUUAUCUGUUAACUGUUUAGUCUCUAUACAAAAUGAGACAUUGUGCACCAAAAUCUUGCAAUAAUACACUGUAUUCUCUGCCACAAUAUUAAAAAGGUUGUAUCCUUUA
Pangasianodon hypophthalmus (striped catfish) is the source of this 5753-nucleotide messenger RNA. RefSeq names its product coiled-coil domain containing 92Ba (gene ccdc92ba). Bases 387 to 1283 code for a protein of 298 amino acids. Lineage: Eukaryota; Metazoa; Chordata; Actinopteri; Siluriformes; Pangasiidae. The record is from RefSeq and is a predicted model, not a curated record. The transcript is spliced from 4 exons.